AUGGCCGUCUUUCAGCAACCUCCCUCCGCCACGCUCCCGCCUCCUUCGACCACGCACCCACCGCCCACCGCUUUCUGCCUCAGACAGCCAUUUCGUCUCUACCACGCCUACUGGGGAGGGGGGGCGCCGAAAAUAGCCUCCUUCACCACUAUACCAGCUGCACUCUGGCCAGCUCCCAGCCGCUAUGGCUAUAAAUACCCCUUUCCCACCUAUUCUCCGUCUAACACUGUCCUUAUUUCGACUCAAAUACCACUCCAAAAAUCUCCCUCUGAUCUUCCGUUGUGCUUUCUUCUAUUUAGUAGUGUCGUAGUUCCUUCGUACGCUCGGCGAAUUUUAUUAGCUAUAUAUCGUCGGACGCCUAAUACCGGUAACCACGAAAUCACGAGCGAAUCCUCUUAUACUUCUCCUAUCGAUACCGACAAUAAUAGACCGUUUAAGCCCGAUUCCUCUAAGACUGAUCUUACCGAGCUAGAGCGCUCCCCUCUAGCGGGUCGAACGAUUGCUCGGAAGAAGCUAAGCCCAAAGACUGGAACAAAAUCGUUACCAACAGUCCUGUCGAAUAUAGAACAAGUUAAAACUUCGACUAAAAGAGCGUUAGGCUUGGGGGUUGCGGAGGAUACACUGCGUGAGGCGUUACCGAAUAAUAUAUAUCGAUUUCUCAAUUGGUGUCUAAAGCUAGAGUACAGCUAUACAAAGGCUAGCGCCCUUGAAGCGGAUUGGAAGUACUUCCGAAUUUACUACCAGCGAGUUACCAAAACCGAGAUAAGUAAAGAGAUAGGCGAGGCCGUUCGCACGGGUAUAAGAUACUUAGUGGAUAAGCGCGGUCUAGACACACAACCGCGCGUAAAUAUCCCAGAUCCGCACGGAGGACCUCCUAAGCCGAUAAUCGAACUCGAGCCCCAGUUUGUGAAAAGCGUCCUGGGUAUAUCGAAGCUCAACACGUUUGCGCUACCUAAAAUUAUCUACGGCGUAUCACUUGUCUUCAGCCCGUAUAUCCUACUCUUUAUUAUAUUAUUUUAUAUCUACGCCUUUGAAGCGCCUCACUUAAUAUCGAUAGAAGACCUUCGGAGACUGCUUAUCGAGGGUGGUCGACAGGAAAUACUACUUCCCUUAAAGAAAGAGAUAGAUAAUUACUAUAUCUUCCUAAAGGUUAAGGUGAUCUGUGGCCAGCCCCAAGCACACUCGACAUAUAGCUUAGGAUAUCUAGUGAGAUACACGGCUUCCUUAAUCAUUUUUUCUCUUACCAAUUCCGAUACGGAGGAGGUAAUUUACUCGAUAAGAGUACCUACGCCACUAGUAGAACGUUUAUUAAAUAUUAUCGUCCCCGUCGACGAAGAGUUCUCAAAGGCUGUGACCCGGAUAAGUUGUUGGAUUGAUCGGCGACGACCACGAUACCUAAGCGACACUGAUCGGGAAUCAGUGGAGAAAGACCUAGAACUACAAUCAGCUAUACGCUGUAUUUCGGGCGAUACUAGAGGACCAGAAGCGUUAAGUCCACAAUCUACGCCGGUAUCUCGGAAAGAAACACGCCGCGAUUUCAGUCGGAAACAGGCGGUAAUUGAUAUUGAAAGACAGCUGACUAGUGGGGCUGUCAGUGAUAAGCCUGCGCGCGAGGUAUUACGGAAGGAGUUUGAAAUGCUAUCGGAGCAGAUUCUUCUCGAAGGUGGGCCCCUUAAGGGACGACGGAAGCGCUCUGCCCCGUCCGACAAUAAGGAUAUCGUUCCCUCUCCGCCAGCUCGAAAGGUAAAAGCUGAUACGCAGCUGAAUACGUCGUGGGAGAAGGGAUAUACCUCUGGCGGGAAAUAUAUCCCGAAUACAGAGCAAACAUUUGUAUACUUCCAAUACCCUAAGAUGUACUCCGACUAUAAUGGAGUGAAAAGGUAUUUCAGGACAUUAUAUCUAACGGACCGGAUAUAUAAUUUCUGCGAUUUGUCCGUCCUACACGAGAUGCACUUACGGAGGUAUACCGAGGAUAUCUAUAGCCUUCGAAUAUAA
This is a messenger RNA of Penicillium vulpinum, 1995 nucleotides long. RefSeq lists its product as uncharacterized. Lineage: Eukaryota; Fungi; Ascomycota; Eurotiomycetes; Eurotiales; Aspergillaceae. The transcript is spliced from 15 exons. Bases 1 to 1995 code for a protein of 664 amino acids. The record is from RefSeq and is a predicted model, not a curated record.